GUCCACGUGAGCUAAGGAAAAUUCCAGACGCAGUUUGUUUAUUUUGGUUGUUGCGCUGUUACGUCUCCCUGUUUACCUAAUACCUAAUCCGCGUCUUAUCAAAUCGACGUUAAGGAAAAACACUCCAGUGAUGGAAAGCACGUUCGAAAAGCUGAAAGAACUCGACCUGACCCGUGACGAAAUAGAACGGUUCGGCGAUGCGCUGAAAAAACCGGAAUUCAGGAAGCUGCUGCACGACUACGUCGAGGAAAUCAACGAUCCCGAAAACAAGAAACUCUACGAGAAGGAGAUCACCGAAUUGGAACGGGAACGAGGCAACGACAUCACUUUCAUUCACCCCGAAGCGUGUUACGUGAUCAAAACCAGCGUGAACGGCACCAAAAAAGCCUUCGUUAACAUUUGCACCAACCAAUUAGUGGAGAAACCGAGCUCUUCUCCGACCGUUAAAGAUGGGGAGAGGGGCCUCACGUGGCGGCUGCCGCACUCCCUGUCCCCGCCGAGGGAGGAUUUGGAUAAAAAACACGUCCGUUGUCAGGUAUUUGACGUCGUUUUCCACCCGGAUACGAUGCAUUUAGCCAGCAAGAACCAAGCCUUUAGGGACAUGGUGAACCGAACGGCGCUGGACGCUGUAGAAAAGAAUUUCGACGUUACUUUGGACAAGAAGAAUCUGAAAUACCCGAAGCUUUCGUACAAAGGAGUCGCUCACCCCAGCGUCAUCAAGAAGCCCUGCGAGAAGCCGGAACGUACACCCGAAGAAAAGGAGCUGUUUGAGCGUUUAUUCCCGGCCGAAACGCCCGAUGCAAGCCCUACGAAACCCAAGAAACCUACUAGAAAGACUGUAGAUGAUGAAAAAUCUAGAUACACUACACCACAGUAUCUGAUCAAGCACAGGAGUCACAUUGAAAUGGAGCAAUUCACCGAACACAAAGAAGCCAAAAUGAACGCUGCUAUACCUAAAGAAUUGAUUGUCGAGGUGAAUCUACCUCUGCUCAAAUCAUCCGCUGAUAUCGACUUGGAUGUUACCAAUAAAACCAUACAAUUAGUAAGCGAAAAGCCGGCUAAAUAUAAAUUGAAUCUUACUCUACCGUACCAAGUCAACGAGUCCAUUGGCAACGCUAAAUUCGAUAAAGAUAGAAAGAAAUUAGUAAUCGUCCUGCCUGUGAAACGUAACGCGGCUUCGAUGGAGUUUAGUGAUAGUGGCAUCGAAAGUGACCAGUGCUCCCCCGGGACUCCCGAGUCCGAGGAAGAAUCCGAUAAACGUUUGGUGGAGGAAAUCGAAUCUACGCCCAGUGAAGUGGUCGAACCGGACAACAAACCGGUCGAUUUUAGGACUCAUUUCCUCGACGAAAACCUGCAUUAUAACCUGCCCGAAUUUACCUGUCACGUGUUCGAAAAUUGUAUAGCAUUUACCCUUAACGUUAAGAAUGUAGACGAAAAUUCCGUCGAGAAGGCAUUCUGCGACGAGAAUUCGUCUAUUCGCUUGAAAUUCACCAGCAUCAGUUCCAGCUUUUAUCCCACUCACUAUACUUGUUACGUGAAACUUCCACAACAUGUCAUUAACAUUGAAAGUACCACGGUCGAGGUUUGGGAUAACAAUGUAAUACUACAAGUAAUUGUUAAUUGUGAUAAUCAUAUAGUAUCUUAUUUGUUCGGAAGUACUGAAGAUGAUCUAGUCGAGAAGUUUGUAGAGGAACCAGAGGUUAUUAACAAGGUUCUCGAAGGAGGUGAAGAUAAAAAUGAUUCCGAACAAACAGUUUUAGAGCCAUCGAUACAUGGAAAUGAGCCGGAACAAAAACAGCAAAACGUAAAGGAACCAGCUCAAGAGAGGAAGGAAAGAAAGGAUAGUUUCGAAGAGAACUGCGGUCCAAAACCAACGAAGGCCAUCGACAUCACGGGCACUUCGUACGAAUCAAGCGGAGACGAGCUGAGCUGUAGCAGCUUCAGCCCUUCCAAGAACAAGGGCAUUUUGAAGAGGUUCUCGUCCGGCCGGUUUUCGGUCGGCCGGAGUAUAUCCGAAUCCAGCCUGGACAAUUUCGUUUAUUCCUCGGUGGAGAAUUGCCACACCAGCCUGGAUUCGGUCAUACCCGAAGACGGGGAGGUCUCCUCCAGCGAGAAGAAAACCGUCAGGUUCAACGACGUCGUCAUGAGCCAAUUAUUUAGGUCGAAUUCGAGUAUAUUGGGUCAGAAGAAGAAGAACCAGAGGAAAGCGAGGAACAAGAAGCGCGCUUUGGAGCGCCGGCAUAGCGAGAGCGAGGCCUCCGGGGACGAGAAGAAGGAGGGAGAUCUGAGGGACUGCGAUGAUUUCAAGAAGAGCGAAUGCUUCGAGAAGAAGGACGAGAACAUUUUCCAUUUGGAGGUCGAUAAUUGAAGGAGAUUAGGUUCCCGAAAAUCCCAGUGUAUUUUUUAACACGAUUCGUACGUAAUUUUAUUUGUUUUUAGUUACUUUUUCAGCAUUUUAUAAAACUAUUUAGGUAAUUGAAAAUCGUUUGCACCGGAUGAAAAUAUAUGUAAUUAAUUAGUCGAUUUGGAUAAAGAAAUGUGGUAAUUAAUCUGAUGGUUAUAGAGGUAGUACUAAUUGGUUUGUUUGGAUUAGUUUUUAAAGUACAAAAAUAUUAUAAAAUUACUAAAUAAUGCAUGUGAUAUACAUUUACAUUUUGCUUUAUAUUAUGUUUAAUGAGUUUACUCAACGAUUUUUAGAUAAUUGAAAAUUUUGUAUUCGUUUCUAGAAUCAAUAAAGUGUUUAA
This is a messenger RNA of Phyllotreta striolata, 2744 nucleotides long. The record is from the annotation of a GenBank genome assembly. NCBI's taxonomy places the organism in Eukaryota, Metazoa, Arthropoda, Insecta, Coleoptera, Chrysomelidae.